Molecule: messenger RNA, 1159 nt
Organism: Spizellomyces punctatus DAOM BR117
Lineage: Eukaryota; Fungi; Chytridiomycota; Chytridiomycetes; Spizellomycetales; Spizellomycetaceae
Exons: 2
Coding region: 349-936 (195 amino acids)
Source: RefSeq, a predicted model, not a curated record
GCGGCCGCAUGGUCCAAUUCCAAUUCUCGCUCAGGAAGGGAGUUAUGGCAUUUUAGGACAAUGAUCCCCCUUCGGAGGUGCUCAACAACAACGGACUCUUAUCAAACACAAGAGGACAAUAUGUUUUUUGUUUUCAACAAUUACUUUAAACAACGCUUGGCAGGAUUGGGAUUUUGGCAUAAAGAUCCGACAAAAGCCUAGUGUUAAAACUACUUGGAGCUUGCUCAACGACUAAGCGGGACUGCUAAUGGAUCUGCGCGUUUGCAAAAGAUCUUGUUCACUAGAUUGACAUGGCACACCAGUAGCCCAAAUAACCGGCUGACGCCCUCAUAACGGCAACGGCAAAGAAUGUCCUUUGGGAAUCCUCACAAUUCCUCUCUACAAUCCCUUCGCUCCUCUACCGCCGCCUGGAUACCUCAAGAGAAAGAGAGCUCUGGCACGACCGCAGCAAUUUCGACAGCAUCCAAGCAUACCUCCAUUCACCGGCCGCCCUCUUCUUUCUUUCCGGCGCAGCAUCCACUCCCUUACCCUCUUGCUCUGUCCAAUGUAUCAGCGCUUGAAGCCCCAACUAAGAUAACUGCAUACUUCCCAAAGCUACCGGAAGGCGCACAGGCGCACCAGACUUUGUUGGUUGGAGCAAACGCUGCAAUAGCAGUAAAGAGGGCAUGUAGAGGACCUCAGGAAAGAACACUCGAAGAUGUAAAAGUGCGACAAGCAGCUAUUGAUGCCCUUCAAACGUCGGGCGUCCUUGCCCUGUAUCUGGACUUUACUGACAUGACACCUACACAACUCCGCAGUGAGAUUACACGAUACCUCUCCUGUCUUCCAUCAUCCUUCCCCCGAAUCUAUCGAGAGUUUUCUCAUCUAUCCAUAAACAAGGCGGCAGAUGCACCACAUGAGGAGGCACAUGCCAACAAGCGCCCUAGAAAUUCCUGAACUGGCAAAUUGCUCAAUUCGAUAACUAGAAUGCGUCAGUAUGGUUGGCAGCGUGGACGUAAGGACGGUCUUACGUCGCCGCUCCGCAAGAUGGCACGGAUCAGAAGAUUGCCGCGUACCCGGAGGUUAGGUUAAGCUCCGUCAACUAUACUAAUAGAAGCUCUGAUCAUGGGAUGGCCAAUAGAUAUUGUACAGACUUUGAAUUACAUGAAUUGCCCUUCCA